Molecule: messenger RNA, 366 nt
Organism: Pieris macdunnoughi
Lineage: Eukaryota; Metazoa; Arthropoda; Insecta; Lepidoptera; Pieridae
Source: the annotation of a GenBank genome assembly
AUGACAGCUCACAGCUGUCAGUUGGCAACCCUUCAGCGUCCACCCCGCGUUACGGGAGCGAUCGGAAAGUCGUACAAUCAACGAAGCGAGCGUGCGGCGCUCUGGAGCCUCGGUACAAUAUGCCUGGGCGCGGAGGCGGCGCUGGCUAAUAACCCUUCCCCACCGCGGUAUGGUCUACGCGCGCAAGAUGAAUACCAAUUAGCCGCUUGUAGGCAUUUGUUAUUAGAUGGUAGCUUAUGGUCGGGUACCCGUACAUCUAACUUUGAUGUACUUUUCCACAAAGCUCCACGUGAGCUGUUAAAUUGUAUUAAUAUGGAAUGUUACUGUCACACCCAUGAGUGUAACCUCAUAACUGAUGAAACAUGA